UGUCACAAAAAAGUAUUGUCUCUCGGAAACUGCUCUCUCUCUCUCUCUCUCUCUCUGAGAGUCGUUUCGGUUCCAUGAAAGCUUCAUAGAUCUGCCCUAAUCUAAGAAACCAGAGCGACCAUGGCGGUGACUCUACAAGACAGUGGUAGUAGCAGUAUGUGGGACGGUGUGAUCAAACUCACCAAGUCGGCUCAGGAAAGGGGCGGCGACCCCUUGAUGUGGGCGAUUCAGCUCUCCUCCACCCUCUCCUCCGCCGGAGUUCCUUUACCCUCCACGGAGCUGGCUAACUUGCUCGUCUCUCACAUAUGUUGGUCCAACAACGUUCCCAUGGCCUGGAAAUACCUCGAGAAGGCCUUGAUCAUGAAGAUCGUGCCCUCGAUGCAUGUUCUCGCUCUUCUCUCUUCUAGUGUGAUUCCAAGUCGACGGUUGCAUCCUGCGGCUUACAGGCUUUAUUUAGAGCUCCUUAAGAGACAUGCUUUUUCAUUUGCAUCUCAAAUUAGUUGUCCAAAUUAUGAAAAGAUCAUGAAAUCAAUAGACGAAGUUCUUCAUCUUUCCCAGAUAUUUUCCCUUCCAGCAUCUGAACCUGGGCUACUCGUAGUUGGAUUUGUCUUUUCAAUUGUAUGGCAGUUACUUGAUGCAUCACUAGACGAUGAAGGACUGCUGGAACUUACACCAGAAAGGAAAUCUAGGUGGCUAACUGGGAAACAGGAUAUGGAAAUAGACAGUCAUGAUAGCUUUGAUCAGAAGAGAACUGAACGACAUGAGGGGCUGCACAAAAUAAAUACUGUUAUGGCUGUUGAGAUAAUCGGAGAAUUUUUCAAACAUAAAGUGAUUUCCAGGAUUCUUUACUUGGCACGUCGAAAUCUGUUCUCACACUGGGGAUGUUUCAUUCAGCACGUGCGACUGCUUGCUGCAAACUCAUCAGCAUUGAGAAAUUCAAAAAAUAUAAACCCAGAGUCUCUUCUACAGUUAACAUCUGAUACGCGUAACGUCCUGUCCCGUGAAUGCAAAACAAGUUCACAGAAACAAUUUCAUGCAGUAAUGGCUUCUGGGUCACUUGCAUCUUCUGCCAGUCAAUGUCAUGGCACUAGUCGUUCUGCACUUUGGCUUCCUUUUGAUUUGUAUCUGGAAGAUACGAUGGACGGAUCACAAGUGGCAGCUACAAGUGCUGUUGAAGUUCUUACUGGCUUAGUGAAGGCUCUUCAGGCUGUCAAUCAAACUACCUGGCAGGAUACAUUUCUUGGCCUCUGGAUUGCAGCUCUACGGCUUGUUCAGAGGGAAAGAGAUCCUAGUGAAGCUCCUAUACCUCGUAUAGAUACGUGCUUGUGCUUGUUAUUGUCUGUGACAACACUUGCAGUAUUUAAUAUUAUUGAGGAGGAGGAAACUGCCCUCAAUAAUGAAGUCGAGUGCAGUGCCACCAGUCAAAGGAAAGAGAAACAUGUUUCAGGAAAGCGCCACAGGGAUUUAGUUUCUAGUCUACAGCAUUUGGGUGAUUAUGAAGGCUUGUUGGCUCCACCCUUACCUGUAAUUUCGGCAGCCAAUCAGGCUGCUGCAAAAGCAAUGAUGUUCCUUUCAGGCCUAACAGUCAGCAGCGGAUACCUUGAUGGUGUGAGCUUGAAUGAUAUGCCAGUGAAUUGUUCUGGAAACAUGAGGCAUCUGAUUGUUGAGGCUUGUAUUGCCAGAAAUCUGCUGGACACGUCAGCAUAUUUGUGGCCUGGCUAUGUGAAAGGCCGCAGCAACCAAAUACCUCGUAGUGUUUCUGGCCAAAUGCCUGGUUGGUCAUCAUUGAUGAAGGGUUCUCCUCUAACACCUCCACUGGUAAAUGCCUUGGUUUCAACUCCGGCUUCAAGCUUAGCAGAAAUAGAGAAAAUAUAUGAGAUUGCAGUCAACUGUUCAGAUGAUGAGAAGAUAUCGGCUGCGACAAUUCUCUGCGGGGAUUCUCUAAUACGUGGUUGGAAUAUACAGGAACAUAUUGUUGUUUUGAUUACAGCAUUGCUGUCUCCUCCAGUUCCUGCAGAUUAUUCUGGGAGUGAGAGCCAUUUGAUACGUUAUGCUCCAUUUUUGAAUGUUCUCCUUGCCGGAAUAUCAUCUGUUGAUUGUGUUCAGAUUUUUUCCUUACAUGGCAUGAUUCCACAACUGGCAGGUGCAUUGAUGCCUAUCUGUGAGGUUUUUGGUUCAUGUGCACCCAUGGACUCAUGGCAUCUUACAACAGGUGAAGAAAUUUCUUCCCGUGCUGUGUUCUCCAAUGCAUUCACUCUUCUGCUGAAGCUAUGGAGGUUUGAUCAUCCACCUCAUGAACAUGUUAUGGGAGAUGUGGCCCCAAUGGGAUCCCAACUAACUCCAGAAUACCUCUUAUUGGUCCGAAACUCUCAGUUAGCAUCAUAUGCAAACACACCCAGGGAUCAACAUAAAAGCAAGAGAAUAUCAAAAUUUGCCAGUCCAUCAUCUACGGAACCAAUAUUCAUGGAUUCUUUUCCAAAGUUAAAAUACUGGUACCGGCAGCAUCAAGAAUGUAUUGCUUCAACCCUCUCUGGUCUUGUACACGGGAGCCCUGUUCAUCGGAUUGUUGAUGGGCUUUUGAACAUGAUGUUCAGAAAAGUAAAUAGAAGUGGUCAACCCCUGACUCCUACAACUUCUGGAAGUAGUAAUUCAUCUGGAACUGUGAUGGAAGAUGCCUCCCUUAGACUGAAAUUACCAGCUUGGGACAUUCUGGAAGCUGUUCCCUUUGUGCUUGAUGCUGCUUUGACAGCAUGUGCCCAUGGAAGAUUGUCUCCUCGUGAACUGGUGACUGGUCUCAAAGAUCUUGCUGAUUUUCUUCCUGCAUCCUUGGCUACUAUUGUAAGUUACUUUUCAGCUGAAGUUACUCGGGGCAUUUGGAAGCCUGCUUCUAUGAAUGGUACUGAUUGGCCAACUCCUGCCUCAAAUUUAGCCAUUGUUGAGCAACAGAUAAAGAAAAUUUUAGCUGGCACCGGCGUUGAUGUCCCACGCCUUGCUGCAGGAGGGAGCUCUCCAGCUACACUGCCCUUACCCUUGGCUGCCCUUGUAAGCCUCACAAUAACAUACAAGUUAGAUAGGGCCACUGAACGUUUGCUGUUUCUGAUUGGCCCAGCUGUGAUUAGCAUCGCAUCCGGUUGCCCCUGGCCAUGCUUUCCCAUCAUAGCCUCCUUAUGGGCUCUGAAAGUAAAGCGUUGGAGCGACUUUCUUAUUUUCACAGCAUCCCGUACUGUCUUCCAUCACAAUACUGAUGCUGUCGAUCAGCUCCUAAAAAGCUGUUUUACUUCCACUCUUGGCCUAAAUUCCUCUCCCAUCUCGAGCAAUGGCAGUGUCGGUGCCCUUCUUGGCCAUGGGUUCGGGUCCCAUUUUUCCGGUGGAAUUUCUCCGGUAGCCCCCGGAAUACUCUACUUGAGAGUGCACCGAUCCAUCAGAAAUCUCAUGUUCAUUACAGAGGAAAUCAUUGUCCUUCUGAUGCAUUCUGUUAAAGAUAUCGCGAGUUGUGGGCUCCGCACAGAGAAAAUCGACAAGUUGAAGAAGACAAAGUACGGGAUGAGAUAUGGUCAGGUUUCUCUUGCUGCAGCGAUGACACGUGUAAAGCUCGCAGCUACUUUAGGUGCCUCGUUAGUUUGGAUAACUGGUGGAUUAAGUUUGGUUCAAUCUUUAAUUAGAGAAACCUUACCGUCUUGGUUUAUUAAGUCAGAGCUCGACAUAGGGGAAUCUGGAGGGAUAGUUGCAAUGCUAAGGGGCUACGCUCUUGCAUACUUUGUGGUGCUUUUGGGUACAUUCGCUUGGGGAGUGGACUCGUCAUCACUGGCAUCUACGUGGCGGCAAAAUGUUAUCGGGGCCCAUUUAGAGUUCUUAGCAAGUGCACUUGAUGGAAAAAUAUCGCUCGGUUGUGAUUGUGCCUUGUGGCGGGCUUACGUGUCAGGGUUUGUGAGCUUGAUGGUGGGAUGUACGCCGAUGUGGAUGCGAGAAGUGGAUGUGGAUGUAUUGAAGAGAGUGGGGAGGGGAUUGAGACAGUGGAAUGAGGAAGAACUGGCCCUGGCACUGCUGGGCAUUAGCGGGAUCGAUGCGAUGGGUGCGGCAGCUGAAUUGAUUAUCGAAAGCGAGUUUUGAACGUUGUCAGAAAUAUUAGGCAUAAAAAAGAUAACAUUUUAAAUUGCAAAAUUUAGAAUCUUAGGAGGUUUAGGGAUAUUGAUAUUUGGGUGGUAGAAAAAUCUUGUUGCAUCUGUAAUCUUGUCGCAUCUGUGUAGGCUUUAACAGUAUGAUUAUGGAUUUCUGUGUAGUGUUAUAAGCAGAAGAGUAAAAAGUGGAGAAAAAAUUAACGCAGUAUUUUGAAACCUUCGUGCA
This is a messenger RNA of Camellia sinensis, 4344 nucleotides long. RefSeq names its product mediator of RNA polymerase II transcription subunit 33A. The record is from RefSeq and is a predicted model, not a curated record. Gene Ontology annotation, cellular component: mediator complex. Gene Ontology annotation, biological process: regulation of phenylpropanoid metabolic process. NCBI's taxonomy places the organism in Eukaryota, Viridiplantae, Streptophyta, Magnoliopsida, Ericales, Theaceae.